AUGUCGCAGCCAGCGUGGCCCAAUGUCUCCGGUUCUCUUGGCGAGAUAUUGCCUACAGAGCUGGGGAGAAUCGCCAUUAUCUCCAUCAUUCUGGGGCACUGCUUCCAUCUCUCUAUCCGCAAUGUUGAGAUCGAUUUCCGGAUCUGGUCUCUGUUGGGUCUCUAUGCCACCCUCUGGGUUGUGCUAACGGGGCUUUAUGUGAACGUCUGUGACCUCCGUCUGCUGCAGGCCGUCAGGAAUGCCUCUCUUUGCGGGCUUUUCUUCAACAUCGGGUUGACUGCCAGCAUCACGAUUUACCGGUUAUUUUCCCACCGAACUCGGCAUUUCCAAGGGCCGUUCGGCGCCAAGCUGAGUCGGUUCUAUGCAAUCUGGCUGUCCUCCAAGUCGACCCAGUACCAUUUCGAACUGAGGAAGCUGCAUGAAAUAUAUGGGGAUUUCGUUCGCACGGGACCUCGCGAGAUAUCGAUCAUCCGUCCGGCGGCGGUUUACGCGAUCUAUGGUCCUCAGUCAGAGUGCCGCAAAGCGACCUGGUACAGCCAAGUAUCCGAUGAUCCGAAUAAGUCGUCUGUUCAUCUCUGUCGGGACCCGGAGCAGCAUCGUCGUCGACGAAGAGCAUGGGAUCGAGGGUUUGGUAUGAAAGGUAUGAGCAACAUGAGAGUUGAUUAUUUCUCUUUUUCAAGACCUGGGGAAGACCUAACUCUGGAUGGCGGAGCAGCUCUCAAGACGUACGAACCAAGGAUCCAAUCCAAAAUCGACGUUUUAAUUAAACAACUGAAAUCACGACAGAAUAGCCCCGUCGAUAUUACCGCCUGGUCGAUGUACCUCGCAUUUGACAUUAUGGGGGCAGUCGGGUUUAGCAAAGACCUCCAUCAGCUGGAAGACGGUGCUGAGCACUCGGCGAUCAAAGAUCUUCAUGGUCAGAUGGCAAUUCUUGGUCUUUUGUCACCGGUUCCGUGGCUUCUAUCGAUGUUAGGUUCUCUUCCAGGCCUGACUGGUAGCUACAGAGGAUUCUUUGACUAUUGCAAUAGGCAGAUAUGGGAAGCCAACAAGAAAGAGGUGCCUGAGGAUGCUUUCUCUUGGCUCCUGAAAGCGCGUGACGAGAAGGGUCAGUCGGCUCCUCCGACAGACCAGGCGCUCAAUGAAGAUGCUCGUGUCAUCAUUGUCGCGGGAAGGCGAGUCUUUCAUCCUGAGUUCUCCGACACGACAGCGAUUACACUUGCGAAUGCCAUAUUCUACCUCGUCGCCCAUCCGUCUGUCUAUCAACGUCUCCAAAAGAUCGUGGACGGGCUAUUCCCGGAAGGCGACGAAGCAUUCGACUAUGAGAAAGUCAAGAAUAUUCCAUACCUCGAUGCUAUCAUCAACGAAACGCUUCGUCUCAAGCCUGUCAUACCAAGCGGCCAACCACGGCUGACCCCUCCGGGUGGUCUUCAGGUCGACGAGGUAUGGAUCCCGGGAGACACGAUCGUGGCCAUUCCGCAGUGGACGAUUUUCCGGGACGAGCGAUAUUUUAUCCGCGCAACGGAAUUCCUCCCAGAGCGCUGGCUGUAG
Messenger RNA from Rasamsonia emersonii CBS 393.64, 1548 nucleotides. RefSeq lists its product as uncharacterized. Gene Ontology annotation, molecular function: heme binding; iron ion binding; oxidoreductase activity, acting on paired donors, with incorporation or reduction of molecular oxygen. Bases 1 to 1548 code for a protein of 515 amino acids. The transcript has 4 exons. The record is from RefSeq and is a predicted model, not a curated record. Lineage: Eukaryota; Fungi; Ascomycota; Eurotiomycetes; Eurotiales; Trichocomaceae.